AUGCAGUCCAGCAGGAGAGCCUAAAAAAAACCCACAAGCAAACUCCGAAGAAUAUUGCUCAACCUCCUCCUCUCUGACAAGGAGCUGCCCUGCUGAGAACAAUUCUCUGCAAUCAGUGAGGAAGGAGUUUUACUGUGCCAGCUCUGCAAUAAUGCUUCCCUCUCUGCAACAACAGGAAGAGAAGUGAGGCGCACAGAGAUGACAUCACUAGAGGAUGAAGAAGAGAGGUGCUAUGAUUCAGGGGUCAUGGGCAGGUCUAAGGCAACGCUGGUGCUCUACAAUAGACACUUCUAAGUUCAGAUUCUGAUAAUGCCUGGUGUGGAGAACAGUUAGAAAUGAGUGAUAAUAAAAUACUCGGAGGCAACAACAUGUUGCUGAACUGCCUUCUUAUCGUGUUGCUGUUGGGAGCCAAUUUUGUUGACUGUACAGGACAGAAGGGGCACAUAUCUGUUAUCCUUGUAGGGGCCACUGGGGACCUAGCAAAGAAGUACUUGUGGCAAGGACUCUUCAAUCUCUACCUGAAUGAAGCUGAUAGGGGACACAGCUUUAGUUUUUAUGGAGGUGCUCUUUCACCCCCAGAAAAGGCAGAGGGUUUAAUGUUUGAUGUACUAAAGUCUCUUCAAUGUCCCGGGGAUGUCACACCAGACAGAUGUGCUCUGUUGAAAGACCAGUUUCUUAGACUCGGCCGUUACAGACAGCUGAAGACUGCUGAGAACUAUACAGCACUGAACCAGGACAUACAAAAUACAAUGUCAGAGGAGGGACUACAUGAGUCUGGCAGGUUAUUCUAUCUGUCUGUGCCGCCAUUUACAUACACUGAUAUUGCUCGCAGCAUCAAUGCCACUUGCCGACCACUGCCCGGUGCUUGGCUGCGUGUUGUCUUAGAGAAACCUUUUGGACAUGAUUAUGCAUCUGCACAACAACUGGCCAGUGACCUACAGAUGUUCUUCAAAGAGGAGGAGAUCUAUAGGAUUGAUCAUUACUUGGGAAAGCAGACAGUUGAACAGAUUCUGCCUUUUCGACGACAGAAUAGAAAGCAUCUAGAUCCCAUUUGGAACCGAGAAUAUGUGGAGCGCGUAGAGAUUGUUCUAAAAGAAACCGUUGAUGCAAAAGCACGCACUAGCUUCUACGAGGAAUAUGGUGUCAUACGAGAUGUCAUCCAGAACCACCUGACAGAAAUCUUGACAUCUUUAUCGAUGGAGGUACCUCUUAAUUACAGCAAGUCAUAUGAUGUCCUACAAGCAAAACUGGAGGUAAUGAACUCUCUUCAAAGCCUUGAUCAUAGCAGUGCUGUCAUUGGCCAGUAUCAGGACUAUCUCAUGCAGGUCAGGGAGGAGCUGGAAAAAAACUCCAAUUUCUUCACAAACACUCAAACCUUUGCAGGUGUGUUGGUUCAAAUAGAUAACACUCGAUGGGAAGGGGUUCCAUUCAUUUUAACAUCCGGAAAAGCCCUGGAUGAGAGAACUGCAUACGUUCGGGUUCUGUUCAAAGACAAUUCCUUCUGUCUUCAGAAAGAGGAAAAGACUGGGAGAGCAUUCUGUAAAAGGAAACAGAUUAUUUUUCACAUUGGCCAUGGGGAUUUAGGAUUUCCAGCUAUUUUAGUUAGCCGUGGACUUUUUAAACCAAAGUUUCCCUCAAGUCAAUGGCGAGAAACAACAGAGCUUCCCUUACUCCAUUUGUUUGGGCAGGCUCUGAGUGAUUAUUAUGUGUACCGACCUGUUCAGGAGAUGGAUGCAUAUUCCUUAUUGAUUUCUAAUAUAUUCUAUGGAAAGAAGGAAACUUUUGUCACAACAAAGAAUUUAUUGUCUUCUUGGAAAUUCUGGACUCCACUUCUGGAAAUUCUGGAUAGAGAGUCACCUAGAGUGUACCCGGGAGGCUCCGAAAAUGAUCAGUUGCUCGACUUUGUGAUAGAGAAUGGUGGCUUGCGGUUUGCAGCAGUUGAGCCGUUGGAAAUAAUGGGCAUGGAGCAAAAGACAAAUAGUUUUGCUUCUAUCCAUUCUACCUUCCUUGGCAAUUCAAUGGUGUCCAAUUGGGAUGAACAACUGAUAGAGAAAUUAGCACAGGAUAUACAGCUGGCAGCUGAAUCUGCAGUGCAGCACUCAGGAGUUUUUCACCUUGCACUCUCAGGUGGUUCCACCCCAUUGGCUUUAUUUCAGAGGUUAUCUAAGCAUCACCAUGGUUUCCCAUGGAAGCGCACCCACUUAUGGCUUGUUGAUGAGCGUUGUGUACCUUUCACAGAGCCAGACUCAAACUUUGGCAACAUUGAAAAGUACCUUCUGCAGCAUGUGAGAGUACCUUAUAUAAAUAUUCAUCCCAUGCCAGUGGACAGGAACCAGAGAAUUUGUUCAGAGGAAGACCUUGGCACAGAGGUGUAUGCUAAAGAGAUUUCUGCUCAUGUUAGCAAUUCCAGCUUUGAUAUGGUGCUCCUGGGAUUGGGCAACGAUGGUCACACAGCCUCCAUAUUCCCAGGAGCACAGGACGGAAUUGAAGGAGAUAAACUUGUGUUGUUUACUGAAAGUCCCGGGCAUCCAUACCGGAGGAUGAGCUUAAGUCUCUCUCUGAUCAACAAAGCUCGCAAGGUUGCAGUGCUAGUUCUGGGAAAGGGCAAGCAUGACAUUGUUACACUGAUAAGCCGUGCAGAAAGGAACCCUAUCAAAUGGCCAAUCUUUGGCAUUAAUCCGACUUUCGGAAAGCUGGUGUGGUACAUCGAUUAUGAUGCUCUGUUGAAGUAAAACUUCACCGUGUUUUGGUUCACCUAAGUGCCUUUUCUGUGCCCUACCAGAAAGAUUUUCUAGAUGAAGGUACAUUUUUUAUAUAGAGUAGAGAAGCUUUAAUUUGACUGCAGGGAAACCCCAAUAAUGCCAGAUAAUUCAGCACAGACCGUGCAAGUUCCAUGAAACCAACCAAGCCACAGAUAGUUUAUAUCCUGAUCUGACCACAUUCUGAAAGAAAGCUGAUAGGCCAGCAUUUUCCUGUAUGGCACAACUUUCUCCAUAAAACUGGUUCAUUUAUAUAUGUAGAGAAUUGAGUAAGACCAUAGCUAUGUUCCUUAUUUGCCCUCUGUGCCUCAUUUGCCCUCCGCACCCUAGAUUUUACUUCAAAAAGCCUUCCAAAGUGUUAUUUUUAAUUAAAGGGUGGUUCAUCAUUAACUUUUAGUAUGUUAUAGAAUUUUAAGCAACUUUUCAAUUGGUCUUUAUUUUUUUAUAGUGUUUGAAUUUUUUUUGCCUUUUUCCAACUUUCAAAUGGGGAUCACUGACCCAUCUAAAAAAAAAACAAAUGCUCUGUAAGACUACAAAUGUAUUAUUCUCAAACUAAAGAGUUGCUGAAUAAAAAGUUAUUAACUCAAAAACCACAAAUAAUGAAAAAUGAAAACCAAUUGCAAAUUAUCUCACAACACCACUCUCUAAAUCAUACUAAAAGUUAACUCAAAGAAACAACCCCUUUAAAUCAAGGAGAUUCCAGAAGUGAAUAUCUAUAUUUUUAUCCCUGUCUCUCUAUAAGUUGUUCAUUCUUCAUCUAGUUGCUGCCAGUAUUUUUUUGCCUUUUUAGAUUACUCAAACCCAUUCCAGUGAUGACUUACAAUAUAAAUGGUGUCACUGAAUAACUUUGCUCAUGUGUAAAAGUUUCUGAAAUAACUGUAGCAUUUUUGAGACCCUGAUAUGUAUUCCAUGCAUAUUAAGGGAACAGAGAGCUUGUUUAUCUGCAGGAUUUGUUGCCUUAAUAUGGAUGGACUGCUUUCCACUGCUAAAUAUGGAGUAACCAAUGACACAAAAUCUUUCUACUUUUGUAUUGUUAAAAUGUGCCUAUAACAUGCUUAUACAGCACAUGGCUGAAAUAGUAAAACACAAAGCCUACUUACAAAAAAAUAUCUGCCUAUUGCAAUGUGCAUUUUGCACUGUGAAUCACAGAGAGACAUUAUUUUAUGCCUCAUGUGCAAAGAUUUGUAAACUGGGAAUGUAACUGAAUAGACCUGAUAAAAUGUGAUAACAAACUGUCUGUUAAACAAUAAGGGCAGAGACACACGCUCAAAUUUGGGGAAAUUUAGUCGCCAGGUGAUAAAUUACCUCUUCUUCAAGGCGACUAAUCUCCCCAAACUGCCUCCCGCCAGCUAGAAUCGAAAUCGCCGGCGGGGUGGCACUGAGAGUGCUUCUUUUUCCAAAGUUUCUUCGUGAGUCAAUGAACGAAAACGAAGCGCACCAAUUGCCAUCCCACCGUCGAUUUACAUUCUAGCCGGCGGGAGGCAGUUCGAUUUACAUUCUAGCCGGCGGGAGGCAGUUUUCACAUAGGAAGCAUUGGACAGCUCUGAUUCAGAUAUAAUUAUGUACUGUAUAUUACAGGAUCUCAUCAAAAGAAGUUUAUUGGCUUUCAAUGUUUUGACAUCAUAAAGCAUCACAAGCAGACACAUAUAGAUAUUUUGAUGUCUUUGUUGUAAACACUGAAAAUUUUUUUUUUUUCCUUUUUGCCCAAUUUAAUAAAGAACAUUUGCCAGAUU
Xenopus laevis (African clawed frog) is the source of this 4492-nucleotide messenger RNA. RefSeq names its product hexose-6-phosphate dehydrogenase (glucose 1-dehydrogenase) L homeolog (gene h6pd.L). The transcript has 5 exons. Gene Ontology annotation, biological process: glucose metabolic process; pentose-phosphate shunt, oxidative branch; pentose-phosphate shunt. Gene Ontology annotation, cellular component: endoplasmic reticulum. Gene Ontology annotation, molecular function: glucose-6-phosphate dehydrogenase activity; 6-phosphogluconolactonase activity; NADP binding. Bases 336 to 2732 code for a protein of 798 amino acids. Lineage: Eukaryota; Metazoa; Chordata; Amphibia; Anura; Pipidae. The record is from RefSeq and is a predicted model, not a curated record.